Messenger RNA from Linum tenue, 863 nucleotides. The record is from the annotation of a GenBank genome assembly. NCBI's taxonomy places the organism in Eukaryota, Viridiplantae, Streptophyta, Magnoliopsida, Malpighiales, Linaceae.
UUGAAGCAAGAGCAACCCUACCCUAGCCUUCAGCCCUUCCGUCGCCGUCUCUUCGCUUUUGGCAAACGAAACAGAGCGAGACGAAACAGAGGACACAGCCUCCUCGGCGCUUCAGCCCUUCACCUCGUGCCGUCGCCGCCAUCAUCGUCCUCGCCGCGCCGCCAUCAUCGUUCCACCAUCAACUUCGCUCUUCGCCUCGCUCUUCCCCUGUUACUCUGUUCCUCCUCUGGGUUCGAAGCUUCUGGAGAUUGGCGAUUUCACGAGCAACUCCUCUGGGUUCGAAGCUUCUGCCUUUGGUCACAUCCUAAAUCACUGUACAAAACAGAGAUGGAAUCCCAGUAUUUGAUCUCCCCCCAUCGACUUUGAUCCUGCUUUGGUGAGGAACUAGGUUAUGGUGAUUUUGGUUUGAGGUGCGCUGAAUUUGGCCUGGCUGUGUCUUAGUUGAUUUCUGAAGAAGUUUGAUUGAGUUUGGGGGAUCUGCAUUUCGGUUUGAGAGGAUGAUCGACAAGUUGGUAAUGCUUAAGUGUUGGGUUAAUGUGGUCUUAAUUAAUGGGAUAGAAUGUUGUAUACAUAGUUACCUGAGUGUGGUGGAUGAGGGUAGUGUUAGACGUCUUCUUCAAGGGCUGAUCAGGCAUCAGACCAAAGUGAAUGUGGGGGAAAUGAGCCCACUGUCCAAGUACAAAAACAAACCCACCACCACAGUAAAUUUUAUAUAUAUCUCUAAAGGAAACCCUAGCUAACCACUUGUUGACAAUUGGUGAGAAAUCAUGAACAGUGUUGGAUCCAUCUUACAUUCUUAGCAGCAGCACUAAAAGCUUCUCUGUGGCUUCCAUGUGUUUAUGCGAAAGGGGCAAGAACAAGUU